This is a messenger RNA of Nerophis lumbriciformis (worm pipefish), 924 nucleotides long. Lineage: Eukaryota; Metazoa; Chordata; Actinopteri; Syngnathiformes; Syngnathidae. The record is from RefSeq and is a predicted model, not a curated record.
AUGAGGGGGCGCACUCCUUAUCAUUGUCUCUUGUUUGCCUUCCUGUGCUACGUGGUCGGGGGUGGAGCCAUCUCAGAAUUCAGGAUAUGUGCCUUCAGUAUGAACAAGUUUGACACACAGAAGACGUUUCACUACAAAGUGCUGCACACGCUCACAAGGAUUGUGUCUCGCUGCGACAUCGCCUUCCUCCAGCAAGUGGUGGAUUCUGAUGGCUCACUCAUCAAAAGUUUGGUGGCAUCACUCAACAGGGAAGCUCAAAGGUAUGAUAGCUACCACUACAACUCUGUGUCCAGCGCCAACCUGGGAAAACCUAAUGACCUGCAGAAGUACGUCUUCAUUUACAGGACCGAGACAGCACAUGUAACUGCUCAACAACAAUACCAGAAGCAAAAUCAAUUUCUCCGAGCGCCUUUGGCUGUUUACUUCCACAGCAACAGAACUACUAUCAAAAAUUUUGUUCUGGUCGGGUUGCAUACGGACCCAAGUAGCACCGUACAGGAGAUCAACCGCCUCUACGAUGUCUUCGAGGAAGUGCUGAAAAAAUGGAAUAACAAGAACGUCAUGUUCUUGGGAAAUUUCCACGCUAGCUGUGCCUACAUGACACGCCGUGACAAGAAGCAAAUCCGACUGUUCACCAACACUAGCUUCCACUGGCUCAUUAAAGACAAAAUGGACACUACCAUCACAGAUGAGACAAACUGCGCAUAUGACCGAAUCGUUGUGCACGGAAAGUCUUUCCUGAAAGCUAUCGAGCCGUUCUCCGCUGGUGUCUUCGACUUCCCUCGAGAAUAUAAGCUUUCCAAGACAAAAGCGCAGGAGGUGAGCUCCCACCUUCCUGUGGAGGUGAGGCUCAAGAGCUCUGCCCUACUCCUUCAGGCCAAACAUCUCCUGGUCCUGCUUGCCCUGUGUUGCCUGUUUCUGUGA